UUUACCACCGACGCAAACCUCCCCCCAGUCGUUGCCGGCGUGAGGGGGGGAUUGUGUUGGGGAACGGCGUUUUCGCAAGCUGCCUUCUGAUUGGUCAGGAGAGGUUGCUUUUGCAGGCGGUGGGAGGGUAGUCUCGCGGCCUGUAACGACGGGGGCGCGUCCGCUCGGCUUACCUCGGGGGAGAGUCUCCUCAGAGCGAGGCAAGGGCUGUCGCUGCGUGGACAUACCCGCCGUAGUGUCGUCCAUGAACCUGUGUCAGUUUGGAAAGCCUUCGUUUCCUUGGCAGUGAGAGGAAGAAGAAGGGGAGGACGAGAAGGAAGGGGAAGGGAGCAUGGCGGCGUCGGAAAAAAGCAACAAGAAGAAGACUGAGAAGAAACUCGCCGCACGAGAAGAAGCUAAAUUACUGGCCAGCUUCAUGGGAGUCAUGAACACCAUGAGGAAGCAAAAAACACUCUGUGAUGUCAUUCUCAUGGUCCAGGAAAGGAAGAUCCCAGCUCAUCGUGUUGUUCUUGCUUCAGCAAGUCACUUCUUUAACUUGAUGUUUACUACAAAUAUGAUUGAAUCAAAGUCAUACGAAGUGGAGUUAAAAGAUGCAGAGCCAGAUAUUAUUGAGCAGCUUGUGGAGUUUGCUUAUACUGCAAGAAUUUCUGUGAAUAGCAACAAUGUCCAAUCAUUGUUAGAUGCAGCAAAUCAAUAUCAAAUUGAACCUGUGAAAAAAAUGUGUGUGGACUUUUUAAAAGAGCAAGUUGAUGCUUCAAAUUGUCUUGGUAUAAGUGUGUUAGCAGAAUGUCUGGACUGCCCAGAACUGAAGGCCACGGCAGAUGACUUUAUCCAUCAGCAUUUUACAGAAGUUUACAAGACAGAUGAGUUUCUGCAGCUGGAUGUUAAACGUGUAACGCAUCUCCUGAACCAAGACACACUAACUGUAAGAGCAGAGGAUCAGGUUUAUGAUGCUGCUGUCAGGUGGCUGAAGUAUGAUGAGCCUAACCGUCAGCCGUACAUGGUUGACAUUCUUGCUAAAGUCAGGUUUCCUUUAAUUUCAAAGAAUUUCCUCAGUAAAACAGUACAGGCUGAGCCACUUAUCCAGGACAACCCUGAGUGCCUGAAAAUGGUUAUCAGUGGCAUGAGAUACCAUCUGCUUUCUCCAGAGGACAGAGAAGAAUUGGUGGAUGGCACUCGCCCACGAAGAAAAAAGCACGAUUAUCGCAUUGCCUUGUUUGGAGGAUCACAGCCACAGUCAUGUCGAUAUUUUAAUCCAAAGGAUUAUAGCUGGACAGAUAUCCGAUGUCCCUUUGAAAAACGGAGGGAUGCAGCUUGUGUCUUCUGGGACAACGUAGUUUAUAUUUUGGGUGGUUCCCAGCUUUUCCCUAUAAAGCGAAUGGACUGUUACAAUGUUGUGAAAGAUAGCUGGUAUUCCAAGCUGGGUCCUCCAACACCUCGUGAUAGCCUUGCAGCUUGUGCAGCAGAGGGUAAAAUUUAUACAUCUGGUGGUUCUGAAGUAGGAAAUUCUGCAUUAUAUUUGUUUGAAUGCUAUGAUACCAGAACAGAAAGUUGGCACACAAAGCCCAGCAUGCUGACACAGCGGUGUAGUCAUGGGAUGGUAGAGGCAAAUGGUCUCAUUUACGUAUGCGGAGGAAGUUUAGGAAACAAUGUUUCUGGAAGAGUCUUGAAUUCCUGUGAAGUUUAUGAUCCAGCAACAGAAACAUGGACAGAGCUAUGUCCAAUGCUUGAAGCACGAAAGAAUCAUGGGCUUGUAUUCGUGAAAGACAAAAUAUUUGCUGUGGGGGGACAAAAUGGCUUAGGUGGCUUAGAUAAUGUGGAAUAUUAUGACAUUAAAGUGAAUGAGUGGAAGAUGGUCUCUCCCAUGCCAUGGAAAGGUGUAACAGUAAAAUGCGCUGCUGUGGGUUCCAUAGUUUAUGUCUUAGCUGGUUUUCAGGGUGUAGGUCGCUUGGGGCACAUCCUUGAAUAUAAUACUGAAACUGAUAAAUGGAUAGCCAACUCUAAAGUCCGUGCUUUCCCAGUGACCAGCUGUUUAAUCUGUGUAGUUGAUACUUGUGGAGCAAAUGAGGAGACGCUAGAAACAUGAUUUCAGGAAAAUCAUUGUGUUUUUGAAAGACUGGAUUGUGACUCACAACGGUUCUGUAUUUUACUCUUGUCACGAGUCAGUAAUAUGGAAAAUUUUCGGAUGAAAUCCUUCAUUUUAUCUCUACUGUGUGUAUAAUGUGGAUUUGCUUAUCAAGCUUUAUUUUUCAUUUUCCUUCAUAAAUAUUGGAAGUACUUCAAGAAUCUACGACCCUAGAUUGAACAUACCAGAAGUUUCCUUAAGACGCAUUUGUGCAGUUUUGCCAAAAACAAGGCUGCCUAAGCAUAUUGUGAAAUAUGAGUUUUUUAGUACCCUGAAUUUUUUUCACAGUUGAAAAUAAUUAAGUUCUUCAGGUAGCAAAGGUGAGUGAAACAAAUUGUCAUUAAUUGAUGUGAGUUUGUUCAAACAUCUCUUCUGCAGAGAGAUGUACUGCAUCACUGCCAUACAGCUUCCUCACAAGACUGGAGCUGUGCAACUUUACAAUGUCUAGUUACUGAAGUAGUUGAAUGAAUUUCAGUGCUCUCUGUUUAUGCACCUUCUACUCGACUGAGCAGGCUCAGAUAACUAAGUGCAUAUCUUUAUAUGAGCAUCUUUCUCACUCAACUGGAAUGGUGACCGGCAACAAGCAAACACUUUUCUUCUCAAAUGUUCUUAAUGGCAUCUGUGCAAAGCCACAAGCCCUGUGGUAUGUUUCCACUGUUUCCCAUCAACCAUUUGCAUGGGAUGUGAUACUUUUCCAUGAGUGCAUCUACUUCCCAAAAUAUUCUCUGCACAGAUGAGGGUGCACACUGCACCUGUCUCCCUAUGCCCACAGGAGCAUUGGGGACUCUUAACAGUAAAAAUGGUCUCUUAUCUCUAGAUGCAUACUAGAAGGCCGCUGUUCACUUAUGGGGGAAAGUAAAUAACCUUGCCAGGAAUAUUGUUGGAAUGGAACUAAACCUGCCCUUGGGCAUCCUUGUUAAUUGGGGGAAAACUGGUUUUGUUCCUAGUUGAAGUCCAUUUGACACACUAGGGUGACAAACAUACAAUCUUAGUUUGUCUAGAUUAUCCAUUUUUUCUAAUUCCUUGUUUGUGUUGGAGUACAUCAAAAUUCAUACCCAUUUUACCUACCUGUUGUAAUAUGCAUUUGAAGUUCCAAAAACUGCAUAAUGAGUGUACUGUAAAAGGACUAAGCUUGUAUGUUGCAUAUCACUUGUGCAAAAAGACUGUUUGGGGUAUAAAAUGUACUCUGGUUACUUGGUCAUGUUUUUUUCAUAUUUUUGAUCUGCUUUACAACCUGCUGAGACGGACCGAUCUCUUCUAGGUUGAGAACAUUCUAUAUUAUUUAAAGUACACUUUUGUGUACUUUGUUCUUAAUAUGUACUGCCUUUUAGUCAUGAAGUUAUUCAGUUAGCAAUUAUGCAUAUACCUGCACAAAGUGAUGCAGGUCCAUCCUUUUAAAGGACUAUUUUUCAUGUUUGGUUUUUAAAUGUAUUGAGGCACACUUUUAAAAUAUAUAAUUCUGUUUUAAAGAAUUUUUUUCUUAAACUGUUUGCCAAAAAUAGAAUAACAAGAAACUUAAAUUUUUCCCAGUGUAUCCUGAUGCAGAUGCUAUAAGUUUCAGGCUUUUUUUUUUGCAGGGCGGAGGGUGGAGAAAAAGGGUGUUCCGAUAUGGUGUGUAAAUCUUCAGUCAGUCCAAAUGUAGGUAAUCCAGUAUGAAAAUUGUCUCAUUUUCCAUAGUUCUAGACUUAUCCAUGUUAUGCAUCUAGACAUUGUGUGACAAAUUUGAUUCAUUGUCAGUUCUUAGUAAAUGAACACUAUAUGGUGCAAUAAGGGUUUUGAACUGUGUUUGUGUAUUGACAAAUCUGUAUUGAUAAAACUUGCCUAGUGAAUACUUUUGCAAUUUUUGGAAGUUAAACAAAUACCUCAGUGAGGCUUGUG
This is a messenger RNA of Rhineura floridana, 4003 nucleotides long. RefSeq names its product kelch like family member 7 (gene KLHL7). Gene Ontology annotation, molecular function: protein binding. Lineage: Eukaryota; Metazoa; Chordata; Lepidosauria; Squamata; Rhineuridae. Gene Ontology annotation, biological process: protein ubiquitination. Bases 332 to 2086 code for a protein of 584 amino acids. Gene Ontology annotation, cellular component: Cul3-RING ubiquitin ligase complex. The transcript has 11 exons. The record is from RefSeq and is a predicted model, not a curated record.